Messenger RNA from Canariomyces notabilis, 1770 nucleotides. RefSeq lists its product as uncharacterized. The record is from RefSeq and is a predicted model, not a curated record. Lineage: Eukaryota; Fungi; Ascomycota; Sordariomycetes; Sordariales; Chaetomiaceae. The coding region runs from base 1 to 1770 and encodes 589 amino acids. Gene Ontology annotation, molecular function: glycerone-phosphate O-acyltransferase activity; glycerol-3-phosphate O-acyltransferase activity. The transcript is spliced from 3 exons. Gene Ontology annotation, biological process: phospholipid biosynthetic process.
AUGGCUGUCAAAGUUGCUUUUGACGGCCGAUCUCGAGUCUACAGAUUGCUUCGUGCCUGGAAAUAUGACCUUUUUGCCUCUGUCUUCUUUGUGCUUUUCAGGUUGUUCUACCGCCAAGUGGAAAUCUGGGGAAAGGACGACUCGUCUCAGGAAGAUGCGCUCAUCUUCGUCGCCGGGCCGCACUCCAACGAUGUUGCAGACACGGGUCUCUUGAUGCCAUUCAUUCUCACCCGCUUCGGCCGUCGAGUGUCUUUUCUCGUUGGUGCAAGGACCAUGGGAAAGCCUGUGGAAGGGUUUCUCGCUCGCGGUGUUGGCGCCACCGUCCUGAACCGCGAGUGGGAUAACGCGACGCUAGGAACUGGUACCAUAUGCAUUUCGUUGGCCUCUUCCGGUCGUGUCAUUCGCGGGUGUGGCACACGCUUCGAUCUGGAAGCUCGACCCGGCGACCGCCUCAUGUGUGUCGUCGCAAAGAAGCACAUUCUCCGUGGGACAGUCGCAGAGAUCUGCGGCCCUGAGAUGUUGCUUUUGACUCAACCACUACGGCUUCCAGAAAACCCAGGCUGCUUGGAGGCGCUCGAUUCAGACCGCCUUGCAAACCUGAGAUACUCGUGGGUCACGGGCGCCAGUUCGCGGGCGCAUUGGGACGAGAUCAUGACUGCUCUACGGACCAAUGGUGCUAUUAGUUUGUUCCCAGAGGGAACUUGCCACGAUCAACCCCAUUUAUUGCCCUUCAAGUCUGGAUUUGCCGUCAUCGCCCUCAAGUACGCUGCCGCGGCAUUCCCUCACCAACGCGUCCGCAUUGUACCUUGCGCCAUACAUCACCAGCAGAGCCAUCUUUUUCGUUCCAAAAUUGGCUUGGAGUUUGGGUCGCCGAUUACGAUUCCGUCUGAGCUUAUCACAGCCUUCAAAGCUGGAAAAGAGAAGCUUGCGGUCUCGGCGCUGAGACGCCUUGUUCAGUCUGUUCUCUCCGAGAUGACACUCCUUGAUUCAGACUCAGACGACAUGAUCCCCAAGGUCAUCAAAGCAUUCACUACGCUAUCCCCACCUCCCUCCAUCCAGGAAACCCUGCAGCGGAAACGCCACAUCGUCAGACGACUCCGCGCGGACAUUAAAGUACAAAGCCUUGAUACCUGUCAAAACCUCACCACCCGCAUCAACCAGUUCAACAAGGAGCUCGCAUCCUUUGGCAUCAAGAGCCUCCCCGUCUCCGGCCACGCCACCACCCUCCUCCUCACCCUGAUGAAGAACAUCCUCCUUCUCUCCCUUACCACGCCCCUCGUGGCACCAGGCCUCCUGCUCUUCACCCCCUUGCUCCUCGCCAGCGGGUAUUUUGCGCGCCGCCAUGCGGCACGAGCAACAGCGACGUCUGCGUUCCGCAUCAGGGGGCAGGACGUGCUCGCGUCGGCCAAGGCUUUGUAUGCCGUGCAGAUGGCACCGGUGCUGUACGGAGCGUUUGCGUGGGGGAUAUCAAUCGUUUAUUCUUGGGGUUCAUUUGCUGGGUUUGGGAAGCCUGUGAUUGUUGUGAUGGGCCUGGUGCUGGUUACGGUGCUCGGGAUCGUGGCGCUUCCAGCGGGGAACGUGGUGAUGGACGCGGUGGCGGAGGUGAGGGACGUGGUGGCAUGUUUGAGGGAGGCGGUAUGGAGUGAAGAGGGGAGGGUGAAGAUGGGGAGGCUUGUGAAGAUGAAGGUGAAGUUGGAGAGUGAGGUGGAGCGGUUUCUCGGGGAAUAUGAAGGCGAGGAGGGAUGUAUGGGGGAUAAGCCCCUAUUUUAA